AUAAAGCAUGUAGUAAAGCAAAUCAAAGAUGAGGUGAUCCAAACUUAAAAGCGCACUUUCAUCAAAGACAAGGACCUAAAAGGCUUCAAACAACCAUUCUUCCAUACCGAUUCUUUGGUGCCAUGGCAGUGUACAGACAAACGAUAUACAGUGUGAGCAACAUAACUAGCAAGUUGCCUGAACAAAUGGGUACAGGUGCUCCAGUUGAAGUUGGCACAAGGGGGACGGUAGGAUCACUUCUCAAGAAGGAGAUUGAGUAUUUCCGAAGACUGGAAGUAGACUGCUGUGGAAGCUCUGUACAACCUCAGAGACAUGUCCAGGACUUCACAUCCACUGGAAUUAAAUCCUGGCCUAGUUUCAGGUUCUUGAAUUUGACAUGGAGGAGGAAGAAAAGAAGAGGAGGUACAGGUUCUGGUGUGCGACCAGGCAUGUGCUCAAUGGUGGAAGUAUCCGACAGCCAUCGAUUGGGUGAAUUUCCUCGGUUCAGUUAUAGAAAUCUCAGAGCUGAUAUGAAGGAGUUUGAGGUCUAGUACCAUUAUGGAGCAUUAGUUUGAUGCUUCAUAAGGUUGUUAGGCAGGAGAAAGUUUUCAGAUAACAUUCUAUCUUUCUCAUGGACUUCCUAUCUUAUGGGACCUGAUUUUCCAUGUUUAUUUAGCAUCAAAAUUAAAUGAUACACGUCAAAAAGUUGCCUGUGAAUAUCAGAAACUGUGAUUCAGUUCCUUUAUCUCAACUUUUUCGUACUUCAGUAUAAUUCCUCAGGUAUGAGGAUCAUGUAUGACGUUUACUUUCUCAUAACAGCUUCCCUUAAAGAUUGAGGACCUUUACAGGAAGAGGGCAAUUGGUUGUACAUGGUGUCCCUGUUUAGGAAUUUGUCACAUAUGCAAUUGGUUUUUGUUGUCUUUAACAAAAGCCAGAUCAGUUGUUGCUUGGUCAUCCGAGUCUGAAGGCACUGAUCCCAAAUAGUGCUACUUCAAGAUCCUCAUUGCCUCUAGCUAAGAGGACCUUUUCUGUCUCUUUUUCUUUCUCUUGGUUCAUCAAAGAGAAGAUUACUUUUAUAUUGACCAUGUACUUGGUUAAUGUCCCCUUUCUUCAUGUAAUUUGAUAUUUAGUUGUACGCUAGACAGGAACUUAGAAGUAUCAAUUGAAUGUAAACAUGUUUAUGCAGUCACAGGUAACUCCAUUUAACUAGUGUAAUUUCCGCUUGUCAAGCUGCACAUUUCCAAGGUUAAAAGCAUGAUAUCCUACAACUGUUUCCA
This is a messenger RNA of Coffea eugenioides, 1256 nucleotides long. RefSeq lists its product as uncharacterized. The transcript is spliced from 2 exons. NCBI's taxonomy places the organism in Eukaryota, Viridiplantae, Streptophyta, Magnoliopsida, Gentianales, Rubiaceae. The record is from RefSeq and is a predicted model, not a curated record. Bases 123 to 530 code for a protein of 135 amino acids.